UUUCCAUCUGCUCGCCUGUUGCACAGUUUGCUUAUUUUUGUAAAUAAUUUUCAGAAAUUAAUUCUUAACCGUUAGCUUAAGAAACGUGCGCACGUUUUUAUAAUGGACUCGAAAUACCUGGCCACCAGUAGAAAUGAUUCCGGGGGGCCUGGAUCUGUCAACUUCUCAAUUAAAAGGAAACAUGAUAUGCUGGGAAUUAGUCCUGUUUCAGAAAAGAAACUCCAUCUUGCGCAGAUAAAGCAACCAGUGCCAGCGCCUGUUUUGCUGACAAGCAAACGAACCACCAUCGAACAGCACCAAAAAUCCUUGCCAGUCUAUAAUUGCCGACAGCGAAUUCUCAGGGAGCUGAAACUGAAUGACACAGUGCUUAUAAUGAGUGAAACGGGGUCUGGAAAGACCACGCAGAUCCCGCAGUUCUUAUUGCAUGCGGGCUAUGCAAAGAACGGCAUGAUUGGAAUCACCCAGCCACGGAGGGUGGCUGCCAUUACAGUCGCCAAGCGAGUAGCGCAGGAGAUGUCCGGAGGUCUAGGAGACACAGUGGGUUAUACAGUUCGUUUCGAAGACGUCACCUCCAAACGUACAAAGAUACGAUUCCUUACCGACGGCGUGCUCCUGCGAGAGUCCAUCAAGGAUCGACUUUUGCAAAAAUAUUCUGCAAUUAUCCUAGACGAAGCCCACGAGCGCACCGUUAAUGCUGAUUUAUUAUUCGGCAUUGUCAAGGAAGCCCAAAAAGAGCGAAGAAAGCAGAAGUUGGGAUGCCUGAAGGUUGUGGUCACCUCGGCUACUAUGGAUAUUGAUCAUUUUGGCAAAUAUUUCAAGUGCAAAGGAAUGUAUUUAGAAGGAAGGACCUAUCCCGUACGAGUGAUGCAUGCCAAGGAAGAACAAGAUGAUUAUGUUCACGCAGUACUGGUUACGUUAUUCCAUAUUCACCGCACCACUCCUCGCAACCAUGACGUUUUAAUAUUCCUAACAGGGCAAGAGGAAAUCGAAUCACUGGCUCAUCAAAUCCGACAACUAGCAAAGAUUGACGUCAAUGGGACCGCAGAUCUCCGUGUAUAUUCAUUGUAUGCGCAAUUGGCGCAAAAUAAGCAGCUGGAAUGCUUUUUGCCAACUCCCCUAAACAUCCGGAAAGUCAUAUUGGCCACAAACAUAGCAGAAACCUCAAUUACCAUUCCCGGCAUUAGGUGUGUUAUUGAUUGUGGAUUUGUCAAAGAGAAAUCCUUCAAUUCCGCAGACGGGCUAGAUGUUCUAAAGUCAGUCAGGAUAUCGAAAGCACAGGCAUGGCAAAGAACAGGCCGAGCUGGUCGAGAUGCACCUGGCACAUGCUAUCGAGCAUAUACGAAAAAACAGAUGGAGUCGUUUGCGGAUGCUACUCAGCCGGAAGUCCUCAGAACGAAUCCCACGGCAAUGGUGUUGCAACUUCUCGCUCUGGACAUCGAUUGCAACAAUUUUGACUUCCUGGAUGCUCCUCCGGAAGAGGGACUGCGAAGUGCUUAUAAAAGCUUGGAUGCCCUUGGGGCAAUCAAAAGCGGAUCAGUGUCACAUAUUACUCCUUUGGGCAGGCAGAUGGUCCAGUUCCCGUUGGAUCCGAAAUAUGCCAAACUUUUACUAACAGCAUCGUCUUUUGGAUGCAUGGAGGAAAUUUUAAGCCUGGUAUCUGUCCUCACAAGUGAUCAUGUUUUUGUUUCGAAUACCGACAAGAAUGAAAUGGCUUCCCUGGCCCACGCAAAGUUUCAGUCAAAACACGGGGAUCACUUAACGCUUCUUAAUGUAUUUAAUGCAUUUGUUAAAACAGAAAAACCAAAGGUGUGGUGCCAUGAUAAUUAUUUAAAUUUACGUAGUCUAACUUAUGCCCGAAACGUUCGACGUCAAUUGGCGGAAAUCGGCGAGCGCAUGGAUUUGGUCCUGAACAGUUCCGAUGAUAUUGAAAUGCUAAAAAAAUGUCUUCUGAAUGGAUUUUUCGAAAAUAUUGCUGUUCUGCAAAGAGAUGGAUUUUAUGUGACAGUUUCGGGCAAUAUCAGGGCCAAGAUUCAUCCGUCUAGUGUCCUGCAUGGGAAAUACAAGCCGAGUUAUAUUCUUUUUACUGAAAUAGUUCAGACCGAACAAACUUUUCUACGCCAAGUCUCAGAAAUAUCCAUCGAAUGGAUUAAGGAAGUUGUACCGUUUGUUAAAAAUAUACCUACAAGAUAAA
Drosophila bipectinata is the source of this 2191-nucleotide messenger RNA. It is a transcript of the gene ath, whose product is annotated as ATP-dependent RNA helicase DHX33. Gene Ontology annotation, biological process: positive regulation of transcription by RNA polymerase I. Gene Ontology annotation, molecular function: double-stranded RNA binding; ATP binding; helicase activity. The record is from RefSeq and is a predicted model, not a curated record. NCBI's taxonomy places the organism in Eukaryota, Metazoa, Arthropoda, Insecta, Diptera, Drosophilidae. Gene Ontology annotation, cellular component: intracellular anatomical structure; nucleolus.